AUGGCGGCCCUGGUCUUCUUGCGCAUUCUCCCUCUUCUGACCACUUCGUCCUGUCUCACCUUCGCCGUGGCCUCGGACCUGUACUUCAAGCCCUACCUCAGCUCCUCGGUCAAAGAUGUCGCUGAUCUCUCACUUCCAUCAUACAUAACUGAGUGGUAUACCUGGGGGAUGGCCCUCAUUUUCAUCAUCUAUCCAUUGGCCUGGUGUACCGCGAUCGCAAAUCUGCCCGUCGCAGAUCUGCUGCACACCAGCAUCGCCGCGUUCGUGCUGUACCUCUUGGGGCUGGUUUUCAGCAUUGGUCAUAUGCUCUGGGGGCCCCAUGCAAUUUCGUUAUUGAACUCGAUCAAAGUCCAGCAUGGCACGGGGAGCACGGAGAUUGUGCGUCGAUGGUGUCGGUUGAAUUUAAUUCGGGGCGCUUUGGCCGAUGCACCCGCCUGGGGGUGCUUUCUGGCGGGAUUCCUGGUCUGGGAUAGUGCACGCUAG
This is a messenger RNA of Aspergillus tanneri, 483 nucleotides long. RefSeq lists its product as uncharacterized. Lineage: Eukaryota; Fungi; Ascomycota; Eurotiomycetes; Eurotiales; Aspergillaceae. Bases 1 to 483 code for a protein of 160 amino acids. The transcript has a single exon. The record is from RefSeq and is a predicted model, not a curated record.